GGCGGCGGCGGCGGCGGCGGCGGCGGCGGCGGCGGCGGCGGCUAUGAGCGAGCUCAGCUCCAAUGAGUCAUCGACCUCCGUGGAGGCCCCCGGCGGGCAGGAGAAAGCCAAAGCUGGGAACUCCAAGAAGGUGGAGGAGGAAGAGGAGAUCGACAUAGACCUGAACGCUCCUGAGACGGAGAAGGCUGCGCUCGCCAUCCAGGGCAAGUUUCGCCGCUUCCAGAAACGGAAAAAGGACUCGGGGCCCUGAGCAGCACCUGCCUCUCCAGCUCUGUGCUCGCAGUGGCCCCAGGCCCCCCCAACCCUGCCCUGCCUGGAUCGGGCUCCUGUUCUUUGCACGUCUCCAGCUGGGGGCAUGGUCCUGUCCUGGCCUCCCCCUGCCUCCCCGACGUCACCUCUGUCCUCCGAGAGCAGUGCCGAUGGUGUGUGGUGCUGUACCUGCAGAGACAUGGGGCUGGGACCUCGGUGUGUGUGUGGGGAUCCCACCGGCUUGGGGGAGCUCGGCCUUUCCUUACCCCUCGCUCAGCCCUGAGCUGGAGCUCCGCCUGCUGUGGUGGGGAGAUGCCCCGAAGCCAUUGGGGAAGGGGGGGGGGGGAGGUGGUAGGUGGGUGGGGGGUAAGGAGAAAAGUGUAGAGCCAGAUGGGUGGCCCUAGGGCGGACCCCGCUGAGUUGCCUGGGGUCCCCCUGCGUCCCUGAGGGUGGAUGUUGGCCCUUGUAUGAGGGAAUGGUAGGGAAACGCCCUUCCCUGGGGGCAGCCCCAUUUCUGUGUCCUUGGCAGUGCUGGGGGCUGCCGUGGGGUAGGACGCAGAUGGGGAACGACCCAGGUGCUGCUUGGUGGGACCUCAGUGUCCCCUCAACAACAACAACAAAAAAACCCUGUCCUGUCCCCUGGGAUGUCUUGGAGGGGGGGGGGGUGGGAUGGUGGCAGGGAUGGCAGGACAAGAUUGAGGGCGCACCUCUUGCUGCAGGUGUGCUUGUGCCCCCCCCCCCCAGCAUGGGAAACCGGGGCUUUCCCAGACGUUGGGGUGCCUUCAUCCUGUGGUGCAGCCCCCUCCUCACGCUGCCCUGUCCCCUGCAUGUUCUUUGUCACUGUCCCCUCUCCCCCAUCCCUGUGCUGGCAGCGUGGUAUGAGACGGGGGGGUGUCAGCUGGUGCUGUGUCCAGGAUGUGCAUUUUUAGCAUGUUUAAAAUAAUAAUAAAACACCUGGGGAGAGCGUCA
Messenger RNA from Rhea pennata, 1218 nucleotides. It is a transcript of the gene PCP4L1, whose product is annotated as Purkinje cell protein 4 like 1. The transcript has 3 exons. The record is from RefSeq and is a predicted model, not a curated record. NCBI's taxonomy places the organism in Eukaryota, Metazoa, Chordata, Aves, Rheiformes, Rheidae. The coding region runs from base 44 to 250 and encodes 68 amino acids.